CGGUGUUGGCUACCUCUAGAAAUUACAUUACCAUUCCUCUCACGCUUUCCGCUUCCUAGCAUCUUCAACCCAGUCACUUCGCGAUUAUGGCUGAACCUGAGGAUGUUGAGGAAGACCUCUUCGCCGAUUUGUACGAUGCCGACGACACUACGGCUCACACGACGUCUGUUGUAGAGCCUCCACAAGUUUCAGACCCUAUCACCGCCGCUCCACCGGUUCCCGCGACUGAACCGCAUACGCAAUAUGCGGAUCAGCACCAUGGUGAUGUUGAAGUGGGCGGAUCCUAUCAUUAUUCCCACCAGCCUGGCAAUCAUGUGGGAGGAGAAAACGGAGGCGCUGGCUUUCCGAACCCUUUGGCCACUCCAGUGGGCGACUCCGAACCUCAGGGGACCGGAAUCAAAGAAGACGGCGAGACAUGAGCGAUUCUUGCACACUAUUCAUCGGGGCCCCAUCCAGCCCCAACAAUGGUUAUUGAAAGUCGAUUGAGUUUCGGGGUCUUGGUGCUGUGUGCGAAAGGGUCAGGUUCCAGUCAAGGAUUUCUCCUGUUUUGGGUCGAUCGUGGUUUCUAGAUGGAAAAGACAUCUCGGCCUUGAACAAAAAAUUUGAUAUUAAGAGGAUAUCCUCGCUGGCGAUGUUGAAUUUCGUCUAGUACUCACCCC
This is a messenger RNA of Aspergillus uvarum CBS 121591, 659 nucleotides long. RefSeq lists its product as uncharacterized. Lineage: Eukaryota; Fungi; Ascomycota; Eurotiomycetes; Eurotiales; Aspergillaceae. The coding region runs from base 87 to 419 and encodes 110 amino acids. The record is from RefSeq and is a predicted model, not a curated record. The transcript has 3 exons.